This is a messenger RNA of Babesia bigemina, 2550 nucleotides long. Its product is annotated as LETM1-like protein, putative. Lineage: Eukaryota; Apicomplexa; Aconoidasida; Piroplasmida; Babesiidae. The coding region runs from base 1 to 2550 and encodes 849 amino acids. Gene Ontology annotation, biological process: intracellular monoatomic cation homeostasis. The transcript has a single exon. Gene Ontology annotation, molecular function: ribosome binding. Gene Ontology annotation, cellular component: mitochondrial inner membrane. The record is from RefSeq and is a predicted model, not a curated record.
AUGUGGAAGAGCGUCAUUCGCUUUGAUAACCGAGCUGCUAAUUUCCAGGGGAGGCGACCCGUUCUGCUGCUCCAUGGACACUGCGGUUCCGUGUCUCCAUCCAUAACGUGCGUAGUCAGCCGUUCGUUUAGCAGGGACGCACAUGUUCGGUCUGGUGUACCGUCGGGAUCGGAUUCUGUGAAUAGCUGCGGUCCCAAUGAUGGAGAGAAGAUCAGCGAAGCAGCUGAGACUCGGUGUCCUGUUACACAGGACCGGAAGGACGCCGCGAAUGUGGAGCAUGGUCAACUCAAACGUACUACAUGGUCAGUGUCAAGCUGCGGAGUGAUUCAAUUUCCUCGAUUGUCUCCUGAGGCAACACAUACAGGACGCCUACUAGAUGGUGCAACUGAUAUUGGUAAGGAGGGAUUCGAGAAGUCGGUCUUUGCGAUCCACCCCCGAUUAGUUCAUCCAGUAGGCACGUAUGCGUGCUGCGAUGGCAGCGGUGUACUGGAUCGGGGGGAUGUCUCCUCCGGUGAACAGCGGGCUCGCCCCCGCAGCGGCGCUACCCCAAUCGUGAACCAUUUUGGUUCUUUGCAGGGAUUUCCAAUAUCAUUCGGGAUGGAUUGUAACGGUUGCAUGUCCGGGUUCUUUCCAUCGCGGCGAUCCUUUGCAUUCUGGAAUCGCAGCGGCAACAAGGAUAAGGACACCCCAGGGACUCCGGCAUCGAGAGGUUCAGCUGUGACCAGCUGGACAAAGGGGCGGUCUUUAACGCGUGGGUUGAUGAGUUUGUCGUACCAUCUUGUGCGCUGGGCAGUAGUGCUGCCAUUUCGUUUGGGGAAAUGGACGAUCCAUCUGGUGUCGCUCACCUUCAAGGCCGUUGGCCAUUUGAUGAGUUUGUGUGCUCGUGCUGCAGUUGUGGCCCGUGUCGGCGGCGUGUCCGGUAUAUUUAAGAGCAUCAUGGGCGGUAUAAAGCACACUGUGCAUUGGUGCAAAACCGGCUUCCGUCUGUACUUUGCUAAUGUAAAGGUUUCGUACUACAUCCUGCUCAAGAGACUCAAAGGGCACCCUAUGCGCUACAACGAGCGUAAACUGCUGAUGAACACGCUGAAUGAUGCUUUGAAGCUCGUUCCUUUCUCCUUCUUCCUCAUAGUGCCAUUUGCGGAGCUCCUGUUGCCCGUGGCAAUCAGGUUGUUCCCGCAAAUGCUCCCCUCCACGUUCAGGACCGACAACUCGAAGAGUGAUGACUAUCUGCAGAAGAAGCUUCUGGCUAAGAAGGAGCUUGCGCAGUUUUUCCAGGAGCUGGUGCAGGAACGCACAAACCAGCUCCUGCAGGACGAGCUUGACUCCUCCCUCAAGACGAAAAUGGAGGCCCUCAAGGAUUUCCAAGAACGCAUCCUCAACAAGAAGGACCGUGACAUCAAUCCAUUUUUGAGUUCCAAUGAGCUUCUGGUCUUCGCGAAGAUUUUCAAAAAGGAGUUCAAGUUGGACCAGAUGAACUUGGAAACGUUGAAGGUGAUGUGCAAAUUGCUCGGCAUCACCCCCUUCAGCGUGCGCUCCCACGUGGUGUUACAACUCCGUCAUCACCUGCUCAAAAUUCAGCGUGAGGACAGGUUGAUCAUGUGGGAAGGCGUGGAGAGUCUCUCCACCGAGGAGCUGCAAGAGGCGUGUCGCGAUCGCGCCAUGAAGUUUUACAACAUAUCCAGGGAGCAGUUGCAGCAGCAGCUGAAACAGUGGCUUGAUCUCUCCAGCAUGCGCCAGAUUUCGCCCAUACUGCUGCUGUGGAGCCGCUGCAUCACGAUGACCCACGAGCCCAUGGCUAUCAAGGCAGACGACGAAGGAACUGCCGAAGAUAAGCUCGCGAUUCCCGAGACAGCAGCCGUUGAGGUGGCUGAUUCCAGCGAUUCGGCGGUGGAAGCCACGAAGCCGACGAAGGUGGGCGAGAAGUUUGCUGAGGAGGUGACUACCGCCCAAAAAGCAUCCUCUACGCGCAUCAUGAAGGCCGUCACCGCUGCUGCCGAGGUGGACGCGCAAAAGCUCGUCAGCAAGGAGGAGCGGUUGGAGGAACUUUCGCUCAAGGCCAAAGAGCUGAAAGAUAUCAUUGAUGGUAACGUGAAGCCAUGUGAAGGCGAGGAGCUGGUAGACGGGGCCACGUCGCUGGACGAUCCCACGCCAGGAGAGUUGCUGGAAGUGCACAGUUCUGAAGAUAUGUUAAUGCAUUUACACGAGGAUCACGUGAUUCGGCAUGCUGAGGAAAUCAAGCAUUUGAACGCGCUCGGCAAGAAAGAGAUCCUAGUUCGACACGAGGAGCUGCUUUCCGCACUCCACAUCCAGAGGCAGAUCACCGACCUCCAGCACAACCAGCUGGCUGAGAUGUAUAUGUUCCUGCUGAAGGUAUCAGAGGAUUUGAAUGCAGGUGUCGAGUGUAACAUCAAGGACGCUGUCAACGACCUGGUCGUAGCGGCUCGGCAAGAGUUGGAAAAGAUCGAGGAGUUGACGUGCCAGUUCGACAAGCACAACUUGACGUACGAACCACAAGCGUCCACUCCCACCCCAGUGUCAUCGACGACAUGA